Canis lupus familiaris (dog) is the source of this 2366-nucleotide messenger RNA. It is a transcript of the gene ACAD9, whose product is annotated as acyl-CoA dehydrogenase family member 9. The record is from RefSeq and is a predicted model, not a curated record. NCBI's taxonomy places the organism in Eukaryota, Metazoa, Chordata, Mammalia, Carnivora, Canidae. Bases 49 to 1914 code for a protein of 621 amino acids. Gene Ontology annotation, molecular function: acyl-CoA dehydrogenase activity; flavin adenine dinucleotide binding. The transcript has 18 exons.
UAAGAAAGACUGGUCGCGGCGGGCUCGGCGUGCAGCACGUCGGGCAGCAUGGGCGUCGGGGUCCUCUUCCUGCGGCGGGCGCUGGCCGCGCGUCCCUCCCGGGCUCCCGUGGCCUUCGCCACGAGCCGGCGCCUGCUGCGCACCAGUCCGCCCAGCCGAGCUUUCGCCAAGCAGCUCUUCCUCGGCAAAAUCGAGAAGAAAGAAGUUUUCCCGUUUCCAGAAGUUAGCCAAGAUGAACUUAAUGAAAUCAAUCAGUUUGUGGGACCUCUAGAAAAAUUCUUCACUGAAGAGGUGGACUCUGAAAGAAUUGACCGGGAGGGAAAAAUCCCAAAUGAAACAUUAGAGAAGUUGAAGAACCUGGGGCUUUUUGGGAUGCAAGUCCCAGAAGAAUACGGUGGCCUGGGCCUCUCCAACACCAUGUAUGCACGUCUAGGAGAGAUCAUUGGCCUGGAUGGGUCGAUUGCUGUGACCCUGGCGGCGCAUCAGGCUAUUGGCCUCAAGGGGAUCAUCUUGGCAGGCAACAAGGAGCAGAAGGCCAAAUACCUGCCCAGACUGGCAUCGGGGGAGCACAUCGCCGCCUUCUGUCUGACGGAGCCAACCAGUGGCAGUGAUGCGGCCUCCAUCAAGACCAGGGCCACGCUGAGUGAGGAUAAGAAGCACUACAUCCUCAAUGGCUCCAAGAUCUGGAUCACCAAUGGAGGAAUCGCCAAUGUUUUUACUGUGUUUGCAAAGACACAGGUGGUGGAUUCUGACGGCUCCGUAAAAGACAAAAUCACAGCACUCAUAGUAGAGAGAGACUUUGGUGGAGUCACUAAUGGGAAACCCGAGGAUAAAUUAGGCAUACGUGGCUCCAACACUUGCGAGGUCCAUUUUGAAAACACCAAGGUGCCCAUCGAAAAUGUCCUUGGAGAAGUCGGAGGCGGGUUUAAGGUGGCCAUGAACAUCCUCAACAGUGGGCGGUUCAGCAUGGGCAGCCUUGUGGCCGGGAUGCUCAAGAAAUUGAUAGAAAUGACUGCUGCAUAUGCCUGCACCAGGAAACAGUUCAAUAAGAACCUCAGUGAAUUUGGACUUAUUCAGGAAAAGUUUGCCCUGAUGGCUCAGAAGACUUAUGUAAUGGAAAGUAUGGCCUACCUCACUGCGGGGAUGCUGGACCAACCAGGGUUUCCCGACUGCUCCAUCGAGGCUGCCAUGGUGAAGGUGUUCAGCUCGGAGGGUGCCUGGCAGUGCGUGAGUGAGGCACUGCAGGUCCUCGGGGGCUCAGGCUACAUGAGGGAUUACCCAUAUGAGCGCUUGCUACGUGACAGCCGCAUCCUGCUCAUCUUCGAGGGAACCAACGAGAUUCUCCGGAUGUACAUUGCCCUGACAGGUCUGCAGCAUGCUGGCCGCAUCCUGACCACAAGGAUCAAUGAGCUUAAACGGGGCAAUGUGACCACUGUCAUCGAGACUGUCAGCCAGAGGCUUCGAGACUCCCUGAGCCGAACCGUGGACCUGGGGUUGACAGGGAAGCUGGGAGCUGUGCACCCCAGUGUCGCAGACAGCGCCAACAAGCUCGAGGAGAAUGUGUAUUACUUUGGCCGCACCGUGGAGACGUUGCUUCUCCGCUUUGGCAAGACCAUCGUGGAGGAGCAGAUGGUCCUGAAGCGGGUAGCCAACAUCCUUAUCAACCUGUAUGGCAUGACAGCCGUGCUGUCGCGGGCCAGCCGUUCCAUCCGAGUGGGGCUUCGAAACCACGACCAUGAGGUUCUGCUGGCCAACAUCUUCUGUGCAGAAGCUUAUUACCAGAAUCUCUUCACCCUGUCCCAGCUGGACAAAUAUUCUCCAGAAAAUCUAGAUGAGCAGAUUAAGAAAGUGUCCCAGCAGGUCCUAGAAAAGCAAGCCUACAUCUGUGCCCACCCUCUGGACAGGACGUCCUGAAGCAAAUGGACAGUGUUCCCUACUGCCCCGAGGCCACAACCCAUCGCUGGUCAGCUCUUUCUCCGGGAGGUGGAGCACUUGGAAUUUUUACAAGUGGAAAUGUUUUUUCCCAGUAUAGACCAGAAGGACUUUCUCCUGGCCUGGGGGCGGAGCUUCUUUAGGCUUUGCCCUGCUGGCACUGCCACUUGACCUGAUCCCAGGUGCUGAAGAGACAGGAGAGAGAAUGCAGUUGGUGACACCUGGGAGCUGAGGGGCUUCUGCUAGUUUAGGAGACAUACAGUGGCAACGGGCUUGUGCUGCUGCCUUUGCGUCAGGAGGUUGGUGGGGACCUGUUGCAGGCAUGGAUAGCUACUUCUGCAAGACCAGCUGUGUUCAUAGAACAAAUGCACUUAACCUGUGUACUGGGAACCAUCUGACAACAAAUAUAAAAUGCUUUACCCUUUUAGCCCUCA